Diaporthe batatas is the source of this 2220-nucleotide messenger RNA. RefSeq lists its product as uncharacterized. Bases 392 to 1879 code for a protein of 495 amino acids. The transcript has 6 exons. NCBI's taxonomy places the organism in Eukaryota, Fungi, Ascomycota, Sordariomycetes, Diaporthales, Diaporthaceae. The record is from RefSeq and is a predicted model, not a curated record.
GAACCUUGAAGCCUUUCCACCACAAGCGUUAUGAAGACUGACACAAGUUUCCCAACUUGCCCCCAAGCAGUCUCGAGGACCCUUGGACUCAAAUAUCAGAUUACUCAAGACCAUGGUACCAUCGAUGAUCGUCAUUGGCCUGCAGGGGUCUCAGACCCCCAGGCACGAGCCCACUCCGGAAAGCUUCUUGUAUGGCCCGAGACGCUCAUUGCGUCUCCACUUCCCUCACCGACUUCAGCGGCCCCCAUGGGCCCAAAACGUCCCUCUCACUUUCACUCACUGCCGCCCGCCCGCUCACUCACCAGUCGGUCGGUCUAUUGGCACCCGUUUUUGACGAAGGUUAGAUGUCCACCAUCCAACACGCACACGGGCCGCCACCACACCAAGGAGAAUGGGUGACUUGAUCGACUCGCUGUUCCAACGACAAUGCUCUGUGAAUCAAGACCCUGAAGACCACGGCUGGCCCGGACAAGACCCCGAGGUGACCAUCCUCGAAGUUGGGGGUCGGAGACCCGUUGACUCAUAUCAAUGCCGGAGCCCACAGGAGCUGAGACGCUAUCUAGACCGGCGUAACGAGGAUGAGGAUGACCCGUUCUGGGAUGAGCCUGUGAAGAGAAGGCCUACUUCACUCAGGCUAUUCUUCCUCCCAUAUCCCGACAAUGGUGCCAACAAAGCCUCGCCCUUCUCUCCGAGGCCAUCUGCAAUUGGAUUCGCAGAACUGUUAUGCGAGAAGGCAGGGUUUGCGUUAGAGUCUGGAGAGGCUCGUGAUGGUAGCGACGAUGAAGAAUGGGUCUCGCCGUCGAGUUCACCACGCCAAUCAGUCAUGGCGGCCUACCCAAGAAAGACAGAUACCUCACUUGACAGGAUAGACGAAGAUGACGAGGCGACGGGCGUGGACUACGGAGCCGACUUCAGACACAGCUGGGUAUGGGAGGCACGAUACAUACGGUCUACCACACAAGCCCUAGCCGACCAGGACGCCACGACAUACUUCUGUAUAAACCUCCCGAAAGUAUUGCAGAAGCGUAUAUCAGACGCUAUCCAUAGUAUGACGGCUUUGGCCAAGAACCCGCUAUUUCUGGAUACACUUAUAAUCGACGAAGUCAUAGCGUUCUACCGCGACGCGAUUAAAAGACACCGGGCUCAGCUCCUGGCUCUUAAUGAUGAUGAAUCCAACAGCACCGACCUGUCCAUAAAGCUGGAGGAACUAUCGACGCAGUGGCGCACGAUACUAAGGGACAUACAGGACAUGCAGGCACACAUCCACCACCUGCGCUCCGUGGCCGAUUCGAGGUCAUCCCGGCAGCAGGACUCGGAGAGGACGUCGGGGCUGCACCCACACGGCAACUAUCACAGGCACACGCGCCAGAAGUCGAGCGACGUGUUCGGCCCGCCCGCGACCGAGAUCCUGCAGCUGCAGCUCUCGACCUGCGACUUCUGGGCCCGCUGUGUGAACAUGUACCUCGACCGGACGACGAACCGCAUCAAGAACUCGACCUACCGCAUGACCAAGACCAUCCCCCUCCGCCGCCGCGGCUCCCUCCCGCAGCUCAACCGCCGCCUGAGCAACUUCACCAUCGAGGUGGCGGUGCACAUCCAGCGCAACAGCGCCUCGGUCUCGACGCUCGCCAUGUCCUUCCUCAGCACCGUCUUCUUCAGCCCGGACGGCCUGCUCUUCGCCCUCACCUACUGGUGGUGGAUCGCCGUCACCCUCAUCCUGCCUCUGACCUUUGUCAUCAUGCACCUCUGGUUCGAGACGCUCGCGACCAACGUCGGCCUGCUGCGCCGCAAGACCGGGGCCGCCCGGGGCGUCACGCGGCUGGGCGGCGUCGCGGAGGACAGGGAGGCGGAUGAGGAGGAUGGCGAGGUCGUGGACUGAGCUAGGUACGGGUCUUGAUCUGGUUCUUGUUCUCGUUUUCCAGGCCGGACUGACUGGUCGUUCUGCGACCGGCCCAGUGUUACUGCUACUCGGCAUUACCAAAAAGUGGCUUCGGCCCUUGCAUGCAUGUUGCGAGCAUUUUUUUUCUUUUUCUUGGCUGUUUACCUAGGUAUCAAGACAGUGUCAUUCUUCAUCCUCAUAGCAUUUUCGGACGCAGGCGGGAGACAUCUGAUUUGCACAGCAUAAAGAGACGGCUCAGUUGGAUCGCCUGCUGGUUUCACAUCGGGACUCAGAUGCUGCGGAGAGAAGCAUCUGUCACCCUUCCUUCCAUAGGCGUUGAG